AUGGCUACAGCUUCACGUCCACCUGUGCAGAUCUCGCCAUGGAUUGGUCUCCCGCUCAGUAUAUGGAUGCUUGUCAUCGCUGCGAUGACCUUUACCAACCUCCCUUACGGUGACGGAGUAAAUUGGCCGGUGCUGACAAGCUUCCGCGAUCCUAGGUCGACCCUAAAUAUUCUUAAUCAUCGCUCUAAGACUACACCUGAUUGGCUCUACAAAGGUGCAAAAGGCGCAUCAGCAAUCUUAUGGAGUAUCUUGAUCCCGGCGCAGCACAGUGCAUCGCUUCGACGUCGUUGGCCCAACUUCCACCGCCGCAGUGGGUACAUUGUCAUCCUGCUGUCGAUUGAGCUCGCGAUAGCUGGAUUCUACAUGUCGAGUCAAGGACUGGUCACAACCCACAGCAACUGGUAUCACAUCCAUACCCUCUACAACGCCAAAAUUCCGCUUCCCCUUUUCUGGUGGCCCACAUUUGACGUUGCCAUUGCUAUUCUCGGCGUCUUCUACUUUCUCAGCCUCUACAAGCUCUACAUCUCCAUUCGGAGCAAAAGGGUCGAGGCGCAUCGACGUUGGGCCGUCUUUCACAGCAUGACGGGAUAUGCCAUCUCAAUUGAGCGACUUAUCGCAAGCCUGGUGCUGGGACUUGGGUGGACUCUACACAGCCUGCCUGAGCAUGUGCAGAGUGACUGGCUACGACUGCCGCGUGACAUCAGCGGGAAGCUCGAGGUAGAAGUGUCUGCUCUUGCUUGGACAUUGACUGCUGCCGGCAGCGCUGUGGCUCUUUGGACCUAUACAGAGUGGACAAGAGCUGGCUUGUUGAGACGGCAGCGCGAUUCAGCUUAUAGCUCGGCUAAAAAGAUUGACUAG
Molecule: messenger RNA, 858 nt
Organism: Akanthomyces muscarius
Lineage: Eukaryota; Fungi; Ascomycota; Sordariomycetes; Hypocreales; Cordycipitaceae
Exons: 2
Coding region: 1-858 (285 amino acids)
Source: RefSeq, a predicted model, not a curated record